AUGGCAUCUCUAUCCGACCAUCCCUUGGCCGCCCUUGCUCCUGGCAACACCACAUCGCCUCCUCCUGCUCAAAAUAACGCGGCGCUCGCUGGUCUUCCACGAUCCCCUCAAAACACCCCCGACUCUCCCUCCGGUACUGGCACUGGUCCUAACGUUCCCACCUCCGACAGUGACGCCGCACCUACCUCGAGCAGGUCCAGCGCCGCUCCGACCAGCUCCUCGUCCACCCCUACCUCGGCCGCUCCCACCUCGAGCACCACUUCCACCACACCUUCGUCCUCUUCCACCUCGGCAGCGCAGACCACGCCGACCUCCUCUGCCGCGCCCACCUCAGCCGCUUCCACCACCCCCGCUACCUCGGCCACCACCCCUACCUCGUCUAGCGCCGCCGCCAGCACUACUUCGGCUAUUGCCAGUUCCUCCACCCCAAUUCCUGUCGUUGUCGUAACCUUUACCAGCACGAACAGUAAUGGCGCUAUCGUCACUGGGCUCAGCAGCUCCGCCAACCCAUCUUCCACCGCCGCUGGCUCCAACGGCUCGUCCGGCUCCGGUGGCGGAUCCAACACCAACCUCGGUGCCAUCAUUGGAGGUGUCGCUGGUGGUGUCGCCGGUCUCAUCAUCCUCGUGUGGCUUAUCCUCUUGCCGCUGCGCAAACGUGCCAAGAAGGCCAAGGAGGUCGAGUGGCUCUCGUUUGGUCAGGAGAACGACCACGUCAACGAGUCCAGCGCCGAGGCCGUCUACGGCCGCGGUGCUGGCGGCAGCGGAGAGGGCAAAGGCGGCAGUGUGGCCAACGUCAACGAGAUCCAGAUGGACGACAUGGCGCACGAAAUGUCGCAGCAGCCCUAUCAUUACCAGAAUGUCGACGAUGGUGCUGGCUGGGCCGCCGGCGCUGUGGGCGCGGGCGCAGCCGGUGCAGGCGCCUAUGGCGCUCACCACGACCAGUACGCGCAGCAGCACCACCAGGAUGGCUACGACGCCUAUUACGCACAGCAGCACGCAUACGGUGCAGGCCCGCAGUACCAGCAGUACGGCAUGCAGCCUCAGCAGGGCUGGGCCGGUCAGCCGCAGGCAGGCGCCUAUCCCCAGGGCGAAGCGUGGGGCGCUGCUCCUAGCUACACGAGCCCUGUGCAAUCACAAGCACACGGCAACCAGGGCUUGACGCACAACCUGUCGAUAGGCUCAACCAAGGUAGGCGGCGAUGCUGGCGCUGGUGCCUCGCAGGGUGGGCACAAGGCUCCGUCGCAGGAGGGACACGGUGCUGGCAGCCAGUAUGGAUACCCAUCGCCUCCACUCGGCUCGCAAUCGCCGCAGCAGUAUGCACAGCACUACCAGGGCCAUGCUGCUACGUCGUCGCCGCCCAUGAACGCGCAGUACUAUCAAGGCCAUCACGAUCCGGCUCAGCAGCACGCUCAGCAGGGCCAGUAUGGGUAUGCAGAGCAGCCGGAUCAGCGUGCUGGCUCGCCUGAGAGCACGGGUCGCGCCAAUAACGGUGCUGGGAACGGCGGAGGGUUGCACCUUGCCAACCCCUAG
Sporisorium graminicola is the source of this 1530-nucleotide messenger RNA. RefSeq lists its product as uncharacterized. The record is from RefSeq and is a predicted model, not a curated record. Lineage: Eukaryota; Fungi; Basidiomycota; Ustilaginomycetes; Ustilaginales; Ustilaginaceae. The coding region runs from base 1 to 1530 and encodes 509 amino acids. The transcript has a single exon.